Molecule: messenger RNA, 1317 nt
Organism: Torulaspora delbrueckii
Lineage: Eukaryota; Fungi; Ascomycota; Saccharomycetes; Saccharomycetales; Saccharomycetaceae
Gene: HAP4
Product: transcription factor HAP4
Exons: 1
Coding region: 1-1317 (438 amino acids)
Biological process (GO): regulation of DNA-templated transcription
Cellular component (GO): nucleus
Source: RefSeq, a predicted model, not a curated record
AUGUCAAGUGCGAAACAUUUACCUAUACAACCAUACCCUGCGGCGAUCGCUCCCUCGAUUGGCGCAAUGAAUCACGUUGGUACCGGUGGGGCUAGAAAAAGUUCUACUGGGCUUACUAUCAGGACUUCUAGACAUUGGGUUCUUCCUCCUAGGCCUAAACCGGGUAGGAAGCCUAAUCAUUACGAUUCUAAGAGGGGAAGUAAGUCUGCCUCACCUCCACCGCCUAAGAAGAUUGCCAGUCCCAUUUCUGCGAAGAAAGAGGCGAACAAAUUACCUAUCAGGAACCUUAGUGUUCCAUUGAAAACUCCUGCUCAGCUGCAACAGCAGCAACAACAACAACAGCAGCAGCAGCAGCCAGUCACUGUGAAGAAACAGACCAAAACUGCGCUCAAGAAAGAAAUUCAGCACAUCAAGGUAGAAAACUCUAAGUUGAAGCAGGAACUGGGGCAAUUGGUUGGCAAUUUGCAGGCUUUGAAAAAACAGUAUACUCCGCCAUUAGAGACCGGUACAAGGAAAAGACAUCAUUUGGAUGAUUCGACUUCUGCGUUUUUGAAAUUCGAGGACGACGAAGAGGAGUGCAGAAUGCAGGAGUCAGUGGCAUUUCCUCCUUUAUUGGUCACAAAUGCAAAAAUGAAUUUGACCUCUUCAAUGUCUUCUUGUAAGACCAUCGCUACGGAUGACGAAGAUAUAUUGACAAUGUCGUCCUCGACACCAAAUUCACUUGUAUCUUCUGAUUUACAACAUUCGUCGUCGUUAUCAUCAGCUUCUUCGUUGAAUUUGAAUCAUGCGCAGCAUCCUCCACUAAAGCAGUCGUCUAAUGAUUCUCAACUGAAGUUCUUGGACGAUUAUGAGCAAAUGGAGUUUUACGACAAAUACAUGAGGAUGGAUUUAAAUCUGCCCUCACAGCAAGUCGAUGAUAGCUACCUGGUCGCUCUGGAUUCGAUCAAGGAAGAAGAAACCGAUUUUAAAUUCACACAGACGAACCAAGAUCACCUUUCUUUCUUGGGCAAUCAGAGUGUAACGGUAGAUGAUCAGAGUGACAAUCUUUUCUUUGCUGUAAAGGAAGAACCCAAUGAUGAUGCAAAACUCUUCCAGGAGUUCAAUGACGAAAGCCAGCCCACAACGACUACGACCACAACGACAAACUCAACUUUAACGAAUUUUUACAUGCCUCCAUCACUAGAAGAAUUGAUGGAUGAACAAGAUGGAGGUUUGAAAAACUUCUCCAAUGUAACCAAUAAUUUGGCAAAUGACGAGAUUAACGACUAUCGGGAUGACUUUGAUAUGUUGAAAGUGGAAGUAUUUGAUAUGAUAUAA